UAUUUUCUAAUAAUGAGCUUUGCCGAGUUCCUUUUUUCGCAUUCAUUACUACGUAUUUAGAAUUCUCUCCAAUAAUACGAUUCCGAAUAUCCAUUGAAUCUGCUUGAUCCUUUUCUGACUUUAAUAACUCAACUAUAGAACGAAUUACAAGUUAGUAUAACAUAUCACUAUUAUCAUAAACAAUGCAGCUUUUACUUACCUCUUUCAGAUGAAAGUCCUAACUUUUGUUGAUAAACGUUCCUCUGAUUGUAGAGGUGUUUUGAUUCCUCAGUUUUUGGUUUAAUGUAAUACCCAUAAGUACUGGGGAAAGUUAAUAUUUGUGUAACUGCAAUUAUAUAUAUAAUAUUCAUAUUUAAAAAUAAAAAUUUCCGAUGACGAAGUCUUAUUAAAGUGAUGACACUCAGUGCACAACUGACAUCCUUCCACAUUAUCCGCAUUCUUUUAUAUAAGUAUGUGAAGUACGCGCUUAAGCAAUAAUAAAGUGGUGACACCUGCCAUUAGCAAAAUUAUUAACGCGUCAUCCACUUCAGCCAGUUGACUGCGCUUCCAGACACAUUUUAUGUCGUUUGGUGCGAAAACCAUUUUGGCCGCCGGUUGCACUUUAAAUAGGCGACAGUUUAAUAACAAUAAAAAGAGUAAGACCUCUACAAUGUGACUCCAUUACAAACGCUUGCACUAGGAACCAAACGUAUACUGAUGAUUUGAAACCGCCAUCAAUUCAGGUAUCUUAAGCAACUAUGUGUAUGUGCAAGCAUAAAUAUUAAUUAGUACAAAUACUAGCUUCGCGAAUAUUUACCUAGAUUUAGAUCACUUAAAAUUUGCGCAUGCAUAUGCGUGGUACCUGCAUAUCCUUUCAAAUGAGCUCAUCAUUAUUUUGAGAAAAAAUGCAAAGGAGGCAUCGGACAUUAAAUUAUAUAACACAUUUUCAAUAAUUAAGCGAAUUAAGCCGAGAACUGUUGCACGAUAACUUAAUAGUCCCACAAUUCAGCAUAUAAUCCACUAUAAUAACGAAAGUCAUUAUACUAUAUAUAGUAUAUGGGCACUCCUGUAAUUUAUGCACCGAUUUUCUUCAUUUUGGACAUCCACCUUUGGUAACAUUUAACCAUUCCUACGAACUAAGACGAGACAAGGACGAAUACACGUACAAACAGACAUCCCUAAUUUGACUCGUCUCGUCAUCAUGAUCAAAUGUGUUACCAAACAGUCGUUAGGUGAACAAGUCUAUAACAUUUUGUGCUACAUGUUCAGUAUAUUAUAUGAUGUUUUAUUAUACUGCAGUUGAACUUCCCUAAUCCACAAAAAAACCUUCGAGUUAGAGAGACUUCGAAUUAUAGUAGUUUUCAUUAAAACAUACAAUUUUUCAAUAAGCUGUAAAAAAUAGUUUUAUUUAUAUACUUCGCAUAAAGUGUUAUGUACAUAUGUUAAAACAUGUAUCGUAUUUUUUGUUCGACUCCAUACCGUAUACAGAAUUGAAUACUCCCAAGAGAAGAAUGUUAUCAGUGCAAAUGAAAUUUAUUCGGGCAAUGAUUUGAUAUUUAACCUGAAAGAAAUAGUUAAAACUACUUUUCUCAUUUCGAUUUUACUACUGCAUUUGUUUUUUCGUCAAAGUUGUUAAAGAAACAUAUCAUGUAUUAAUUUUUGCUUUGUGCAAAACCUUUAUAAGGGUACAAAGAGCAAAAUAAAAUGCAAAAGAAGUUUUUGUUCUCUUAUUAUUUCAUAUUUCAAUGUCCCGUGCGACAUCAAAAAGUAACACUUGCUACCACUGCAUCGGAAAUAUAUCGCAAAAUUAGUUUGAAUUUGAGUACAAACGGUUAAUUUGUAUACAAUUAAAAUAAAAAACCUUGUUCAAAUAUCUGAAGAUUUGUGAUUUUGGUAACUACUUAAAAUAGGUCACAUGCGACAUUGUGGGUGUGGAGUUCAAAAAUUGAAAAUUAUUUUUUUCUUAUAAUAUUAACCGCACUUUAAAUUCCACUGAAAUAGCUAUUCAAAUAGAUUUUGUCAAAAAUUAUAGGCUUACAAAUCAAAAUAAGAGUGCUCAAGGUUGUCAGGAGAAAAUCGUUUGCUUUUAUAAGUGAUAAGCUAACGCAUGACAUAUUAUUUUCUUGAUAAAUCUCUUAACUAAAAUCAAGAAAUCCUUUAGUUGCUUGUCUAAAAUAUUUAUUUUUUUAAGGUAACUGCUCUCAGUUUAAAAACAAAUGUAUAUUAUCAAGCCGUCGAUGGAAUGGGAGCAGUGGGAGUUAUCAAAAGGAAAGUCUGGCUGAUAACGAAAUCCAAAAAAUUGUAUACCCGAGGACAGCAAUUUCUGAAAAAAAAACUGUAUUUCACGUUCAUAAUACUAUUUUCAUUUCAUACUAUAGAAUUUUUGUUGUUUCUCGUUGGAUAUUAGUUAAAAUAAAUAAAUACAUUUACUACUUUUUUAAGCCAGUUUAUUGGACUUGUUGUUAAAUAAUUCCGUAUUAUAACAACAAAAUCAACAUAAAUAUUAUGAUGGAAAAACGGUCUCGUGCAACAUGUCCCGUGCGAAUGUGGUAAAUAUUUAAUUAAAAAAAAAACUAUAAAUUAUUUUUGGGUGAAAUUCAUACCAAUUUUAAAGGCAUCCAUGCACAGCGCUCUACAAUCAAAAACAUUUGAAUAUUACCUCACAAUUCGCUGAAAUCGCCGUUUGAAUCGUUGUCCCCAAAAACGACUCCCAUUGCAAAAAUGAAGGAAGAAGGAGAUCGGUCUGCGUACCACACAAUACACUUUGCUACUCGUCGCAACGACGAGCAGAAAAAUUUAAACGUUUAAAUUUUGUUCAUAAUUGUAUGUUAUAGAGACUUCGAGUUAUAGAAAUUUUUAUUAAAACAUAAAUUUUUCAAAAAGGUAUAAAAUAUAGAUUUACCCACAAUUUUAGUUAUUUUCUUCGCAAAAAGUUUUAAAACGCGUAAUCUGUAAUUUUGUUUGUUGCACUUUCCUAUUGUUUAGCUCUUGACGUCUGUAUCUCAGGCCUUUGUUACACGAUUUAUGAAAUCUAUAAGAGUAAUAUCAUAUUUUUUGUUCGCCUCCAUACCAAUAUAGGGACUCCUUUAAAAUUGUUCCUUGAUAGUAAAAUUUUAAAUUUGUAUUAUGUCAAAAAGUUCGAUUUAUGGAAGGUAAUUGUAGAUAUUGUCGGGAAAAUAGUAUUAUUGCCAGAAUGGGGCUUCAUAUAUAAUUAUAAAAAUAAGCAUUAUUUAAAUAAAUAAAUUAAAUAUAUACAAUGUGUUUUAAUUAAUCUUUCCGCAGGAGUUAUGCUAGUUUAUGUUUUAUUAAAGCAUGCAUCUUCAGUUAUUGAAUCAAAUUUUUUAUAAUAUUUGUAAUUAUUGAAAAUAGGACUGCAUAGAUCAGCAUAUCAACGAAACAUAUUUAAACAAUAUUCUGGGACAUUUUUAUUUACAAGUUCCACAAACUCAGCCGUUGGCACCUCAUUUCCCAUUACAAAAAAAUGUCUUUCCGUGGAUAUCAUAACUCAUGAUUGGUUCAUCAAAAAACAAUAAACUAAAAAUAUUUCGACAGUACAUGUGUAAAUCAAAUUAAUGAACAAAGAAAAAAAGAAAAUAUUGAAUUUUGAAUUUUUGAUCACACUUUUUAGGUCAAAUUUCCGCCAUAUAUUGGGUCAUAUAUGUGUGCAAAAUUUGAACAAAAUCGCUUUAUAACUUUUCGAGAUGUCGUGUUCACCGACUUAAACCGAGUGGGGUUGCACUCCGGGAGUGCAGGCAGAAGUGAAAACUUGAACUUAUGGCCCGUUGAGCACUUUUUUGGGUGAGCGUUUUUAGGGGCGCUCGAAUUGCGUUGAUAAUUUUGGAUAAUAUUCUAAACAUAUUGCACUAUUUAAUAAGACCAAAAAAUUUGUUUAAAUUUUUGAAACCCAAUUGAGGCAGGAAGAAAAUGCUAUGUUGUUGUAAACAGCUUAAAGGUUAGUUUCCAGCUCUCAAGAAAAAGUUCCAGAAAUAAUCGGUAUUGUUUCUUUUGUAUGAAAUAGUAGUAAACAAGAAAUUUUGACAUUUCAUAUUGCACCGUGAAUGUUAAACAAUGGAAGAAGAAGUGUGUGAAAAAUUCAAAACAAACAAAAAAGAGAUUUCUUUAAGCAAGAGUAAUUGGUAAGUUACUUAAAUUUAUUUAAAAAUAUCGUGAUUAACUAUUUGUAUUUAUUUUUCAGGUGGUGCUCUUUAGUUUCUAGAAUGGAAGACGAUGGGCUAAAUUUGAUGAUAUUAUUGAACUGUGGUGCUUUCAUGACCAUCAUGGAAUCUGGAAUCAACAAAAGAAAUCGCAGAAAAAUGUGUCAUUUGGUGAGCCCUUAUCUCAAGGCAAGAAAUGAGAAGGGAGGUUUGUCACCGAUUUCGAAAACUUGCGGAAUGAUUCAGCUCGUUUCGUUGAAAAUUUCCGCAUGCCGCCAUGUAUAUUUGAUGAGUUUUGGGAGAUGCUGGAGCCGCAUCUGCUUCCAAAGCGAAAUAGCAGACCAAAGGAUUUCAUCCCAGCUAAAGCUAAAUUUGCAAUUGUACUAGAGUACCUGGAUUCUGGAGAUUUACAACGUCAUAUUGCCUCCUGCUACCGAAUUAGUAAGCAGCAUUUUGGAAGAAUCGUGUCCGACGUGUGUAAGGCAAUAUGCUGCGUAUUGAAAAAUGAAAUACCAGAGUGGACUGAAUACACGUUGUUGGAGAUAUCUAAUUGCUUCAGAACGCAAUGGAAUUUUUCGAACUGCGUCGGGGCUAUCGAUGGCAAACACAUAGCUAUCAAAGCCCCACCAAAAUGUGGAAACGUGUUUUAUAAUUACAAAGGAUUCCAUUCCAUUGUGUUAAUGGCUAUAUGUGGUGCCAAUUAUAAAUUCACAUACUUCGAUAUUGGUGCUUACGGAAGUGAAGGAGACUCCAAUAUUAUGAAGAAUUCGAGUUUCGGUAUCAGCAUUCAUAAUGACAGCUGCCAAUUACCGGCCGACGGCUUUAUCGAUGGCAAAAAAGUAUCAUAUUUCAUUGUAGGAGACGACGCAUUUCCACUGUGUAAACGUAUACUGAAGCCACAUAAUAGCAAAAACCUUUCCAAAGAGGAAAAAAUUUUCAAUUAUCGUUUAAGUAGAGCAAGACGGUGUAUUGAAAACGCGUUUGGAAUUUUAAGUGCAAAAUGGCUUUGCCUGAGAAAUGUAUUAUUUUGUCAUCUGGAUCGUGCACAAUCGAUUGUUUCAGCAUGCUGCUUACUACAUAACUUCCUGAUCAAUAAAUGUCGACCGGCUUAUAAUCCUCCUACCUUCUCUGGAUUAGAAGGCAUCGACGGGGUAUGGGAAUCAGGAGAAUGGGAAACUAUACAACAAGAAGGCCCUUUGAAUGAAUUAGUUGCCUACCGGGGAAGAGCAUCAAAUUAUGGCAAAUAUGUACGAAAUGUCAUAAAAGAUUACGUAAAUUCUACAUCUGGAUCUGUUCCAUGGCAAAAUAAUGCAACAUUUCUUUGAACUUUCCAAUAUUCAUGUUUAUUUAUAAAAAAAUACUUACUAUUUAUUUUAUGUUACCAAUAUAUAUGUUUUUUAUUAAAAAAUAAGUUUAAUAUU
Messenger RNA from Zeugodacus cucurbitae (melon fly), 5554 nucleotides. RefSeq names its product putative nuclease HARBI1. The record is from RefSeq and is a predicted model, not a curated record. NCBI's taxonomy places the organism in Eukaryota, Metazoa, Arthropoda, Insecta, Diptera, Tephritidae. The coding region runs from base 4403 to 5458 and encodes 351 amino acids. The transcript is spliced from 4 exons.